Messenger RNA from Anoplopoma fimbria (sablefish), 3567 nucleotides. RefSeq names its product potassium/sodium hyperpolarization-activated cyclic nucleotide-gated channel 3-like. The record is from RefSeq and is a predicted model, not a curated record. Bases 1 to 3567 code for a protein of 1188 amino acids. Gene Ontology annotation, biological process: potassium ion transport; transmembrane transport. NCBI's taxonomy places the organism in Eukaryota, Metazoa, Chordata, Actinopteri, Perciformes, Anoplopomatidae. Gene Ontology annotation, cellular component: membrane. The transcript is spliced from 8 exons. Gene Ontology annotation, molecular function: voltage-gated potassium channel activity.
AUGGAAAGAUUUCAGUCUUCCAUGCGCAAAAGGCUGUACAGCUUGCCGCAAAACAUUGGGCAGAAAGCCUUCGCGAUUGAUGAGGGAGACAACGGCGACAAGGACACUAAGAGGAAAAGUAUUCGGCUAAAACAUUUGUCCUCUCUGUCUCCUGCAAGCAGUUGCAAGAGUAUCGAGGAGGCCAGGAGCGAAGACUUGGAGAGGAACGUGACUGUCAAGACCAACUUGAACGGGGACUGUCGCUUGUUUAGGGGCAGCAUCUCCUCCAUCACCGGGCGGCAUCCUCCAGGGUCCGACCCGGCGGAGCAGCAGCGCCUCAUCCCCGAGGCGGGUGUCAGAGAGAGUUACCCCGCAGAGCAGAGCCCCGCGGCCCAGCAGCGGGCAGCGGGGGCUCUGAGUGGCGCAGCCGGGCAGGGGACCGUGUUUGACCAGUCAAGUUUUAUUAAGUUGGAAGGCACCGAGCAGAUGAUACCCGAGGACGAGCGGCUGUACCAAGCCGGCUUCAUGCACCGGCAGUUCGGGGCGAUGCUCCAACCGGGAGUCAACAAGUUCUCCCUGCGGAUGUUGGGGAGCGAGAGGGCCGUGGAGCACGAGAGGGAGAGAGUAAAGUCUGCUGGCUUCUGGAUAAUCCAUCCAUACAGUGAUUUUAGGUUCUACUGGGAUCUGACCAUGUUGCUGCUGAUGGUGGGGAACCUCAUCAUCAUCCCCGUGGGCAUCACCUUUUUCAAGGACGAGCACACGCCGCCCUGGAUCGUCUUCAACGUGGUCUCGGACACCUUCUUCCUCAUGGACCUGGUCCUCAACUUCCGCACGGGCAUCGUCAGGGAGGACAACACCGAGAUCAUCCUCGACCCGCAUCAGAUUAAGGUCAAAUACCUGAAGACCUGGUUUGUGGUGGAUUUCAUCUCGUCCAUACCCGUGGACUACAUCUUUCUCAUCGUGGAGACACGCAUCGACUCAGACUUUUACAAGACAGCCCGAGCCCUGAGGAUUGUCCGGUUCACCAAGAUCCUCAGUCUGCUACGGCUGCUGCGCCUCUCCAGACUCAUCCGCUACAUCCACCAGUGGGAAGAGGUUUUCCAUAUGACCUAUGACCUGGCCAGCGCCAUGGUACGCAUCAUGAACCUGAUUGGUAUGAUGCUGCUGCUAUGUCACUGGGAUGGCUGCCUGCAGUUCCUGGUUCCCAUGCUACAGGACUUCCCUCAGGACUGCUGGGUCACUAGAAACAAGAUGGUGAAUGACACUUGGGGUCAGCAGUACUCCUACGCCCUGUUCAAGGCCAUGAGUCACAUGCUGUGCAUCGGGUACGGCCUGUACCCCCCCAUCGGCAUGGCUGACGUGUGGCUCACCAUCCUCAGCAUGAUCGUGGGCGCUACCUGCUUUGCCAUGUUUGUGGGUCAUGCAACUGCACUCAUUCAGUCUCUGGACUCCUCCAGGAGGCAGUACCAAGAAAAGUAUAAGCAGGUGGAGCAGUACAUGUCCUUCCAUAAGCUCCCUGCCGACAUGCGGCAGAGAAUCCACGACUACUAUGAACACCGUUAUCAGGGCAAGAUGUUUGACGAGGAAAGCAUUUUGGAGGAGCUGAAUGAGCCACUGCGAGAGGAGAUCAUCAACUUUAACUGUCGCAAACUGGUGGCCUCCAUGCCUCUAUUCGCCAACGCUGAUCCCAACUUUGUCACCUCCAUGCUGACAAAACUGCACUUCGAGGUCUUCCAGCCAAGCGACUACAUCAUCAGAGAGGGAACCAUCGGCAAGAAGAUGUACUUCAUCCAGCACGGUGUCGUCAGCGUCAUCACCAAGAACAGCAAUGACACCAAGCUGUCUGACGGCUCUUACUUUGGAGAGAUCUGCCUGCUCACCCGAGGCAGGAGGACAGCCAGCGUGCGAGCAGAUAACUACUGUCGGCUGUACUCUCUGUCGGUGGACAACUUCAACGAGGUGCUGGAGGAGUAUCCCAUGAUGAGGAGGGCCUUUGAGACCGUGGCUCUGGAUCGCCUGGACCGCAUCGGAAAGAGGAACUCUGUUCUGCAGAAUAAAGUCCAGCAUCACCAAAGUGCUGGCACUUUAAACUUCCAAGAGACUGAGAUCAUCCAAAGAAUAGUGCAACAUGACCGCGACAUGGCCCACUGCACGCAGCUGAUCCAGAGCAGCCCACAGAGCCUCCACCCUCCCCCUGCUCCCCCGUCACCCACCCCGGUCAUCUGGGCCCCGCUGAUUCAGGCCCCGCUCCAGGCCGCUGCUGCCACCACCCCGAUGGCUCUGGCCUUAGCCCACCACGCCCAUCUGCCCCCCAUCCUCUUCCACCAUCCUCUGGCACCAGGCUCCCUGAUGGACCCCGCCGGCCUUCCAAGGAAAGUCCAUGUUGGAGCGAACACGUCCAGCGGCUGUGGUUCAGGGCCUGGUUCUCCUGUCAUUUCCAACAUAAUCAGAUCCGGGAUUGAGACUCCCACUUUGGCGUCCCUCAGGGCACAGCAUCUCGCCGCUGGGCCCGUGUCACCCACCAUGACGUCCCAGCCCAUCUUCACCAGCAGCCUGCAGCCUCUGGGCCCUCUGCCCUCUCACCAGCUCUCACACCACCCUCCCCACUCGGGCAUGGCCUCAGUCUUCCCCAUCAGCCAGACCACUGUCUCCUACACCUGCUCUGCUCAGCUCCACCCUCAGCCCUUCUACGGUGCCAUGACCACCCCACCACACCCGAUAGGUUUACUCCAGCAGGGGGCGUCGGGGAGGCUACUAGGGAGAUUCCCAGCCCCCUCCGCCUCCACCAUAAGCCCUCUCAUCUCUAGCUCGGUCGGCCCCUUACUAAGCCAGCUGCAGCAGCCGUCUCACGCCACCAUGCAGCAGAUGGGGUACAUUCAUGACAGAGCAGGCAGGACAUCCAGCGGGCUGAACCUCCCACAUUUGCCCUUCAUCACCAGCACUCACUCCUCCACUGGAUUUAUUCAGCCAGGGUCUGCCGUUGUGGCUGGGGCCGCAGCCUCCCUGGCGCAGCAAAGCCUCGCAGGUCUCCAGUCUGUUUUCCUCCCCCAGGUUCUCUCCGAGCACUCGGCCCUCGCCUCCCUGGCCCAGUAUGGCUCCGCCGAGGCUUCACCCUGCUACACGCCUCCAGUCCACAGUCCCAGCAUACAGAGCCCUGCGAGGGGAAGGACAGUGUACCACAGUGAGCUCCCCAGCGCUGUGGGCUCUCGCAGCCCUCUGAUCCCUCAGACCUCAUGCCCAGCCAGGGUGGCCUGUACCUUCAAAGAGAGGGCCGAGUCCUCGGUGGAUCUCUUUACCCAGGAAAUAAAGACUAUCUCAGGCUCUCACAGCUCUUUACACCAGGAAAGGCCUUUGGCCAUGAGCGGCUCCUCAGAAGGUUUUGCACCGGGACCCAGCCCCUUCUCCUCCCCGUUGGCUGUCAGCAAACCCUACAGCCCAAUCCUCGGUCAAGUUGCUCCUGUCAGUCGGACAAAUUCAGGACCUGAACCUCAGAACCAGUCCGCUGGUGUUCACUCUUCCCAGGCUAGAUCCCCCGCUAAGAUCUUGGGAACCGAACACAAGCAGUCCAAACUUCCAUCUAACUUGUGA